Molecule: messenger RNA, 3780 nt
Organism: Neurospora crassa OR74A
Lineage: Eukaryota; Fungi; Ascomycota; Sordariomycetes; Sordariales; Sordariaceae
Exons: 1
Coding region: 1-3780 (1259 amino acids)
Source: RefSeq, a predicted model, not a curated record
AUGGGUCAUGGUCCACCGAAGCCAACGACUACAUGUACUACAACCCACGCACUCAACGCCGCUCUUCUCACAUGUAGUCCAAGUCCAAGUCCAAGUCCAAGUCCAAAGGCGACCACCAGAACCACUGCGAGCUUCACAACAAUGCGUAGCAGUUCUUCAACAACCACAUGCACUUUGCCUGCGGAAGCGCCCCUGGUCCAUCCCUCUAGUAAACAAGCAGCGACAACUCGAAUUCAAAUUCGUCAAGAUGACAUGGAGAACAAGGUUGACCGGACAGGGACAGACCUCAAAACUGGUUCUAGAGCACGGAAAUCACUACCUCUAGUUCAUUUCGUGGAUGACGACGAAGUUGCAUCAGAUCCCCCCCGGUCUACGAACAUGGAACCCACGCUCAACGUAUUCGCUGUGAAAAUCAAGAAGACAGCGCAAACCGACAAAGCAAGUAAUUCGAAGCCUGCUGCUGUUGCAAACAAACAAAGACCUAAAGAUCCGUCUUAUCGCCCCUUCAAGGGAACGGGCGAAUGGUCUUCCGAGUCCACCGAUGAUGAUUUCGACGUGGGCUUUGUCCCGGGUGAUCUCCCCGUCUUUCGGAAAGUCAAGGGGCAGCAGGAACAUAAACAAUUCUCUCCCGUUACUGGUAUCACUAGAGGUACCUCUAGUGUGUCGCCACCACGACCACUAACACGACAACCAACACGACCACCACCGCCCCCGCCACCGCCACCGAUUUCAAAUCGACUUAAGCGCAAGCGCAUAGAUGAUCCGACUUAUCGGCCAUCUAAGAACAGCGAGGGAUCUAUUUCCGACGACAACGAUGCUGAGGAAGAUGGCGAGUCUGACGAAGGGAUCGAAGCUUUGAUACGGGUGGUCAAGGAUAAUAAUGCAAAGGUCAAGAAGGUCAGGCGCAAGGUGGCUAGAGAGAGACAACAAGAGAAUGUUUUGAAGGAAGAAAAGGGGAGCCAUGUGGUGCUGAAAGAGAUCGAUGAUGAUGAAAAGCGACACUCAUCCAUGAAGAAGAAGACGAAGAACCGAAAGUCCGUUUUGGAUCCGUCUUACAAGCCACCCAAAGACGAAGAAGAUGACAGUGAGGAAUACAGUGACGAGUAUACCUCUACUGAUGGCUGGAACAGACAACGAAGAAGCAGGGUCCGCGCGCCAGAGGGUGGCGAUGGUUCGGAGGAGAAUCAUAAUGACUACAAUGGCAAUGUCAGCGUCAACGUCAACGAUAAUCCCGAGAACGACGUGGUUCCUACUACGAAGCAAAUCCUUCCAUGCCAAGCACGUCCCUGUCUGCCUCCCAAGUUCGGCAGGCGGAAGGUGAACCGCCUUUCCAAGCCUCCUCGCAUCUACGACCCCUCCUAUAAGCCGGGGACCACCUCAUCGGACGAUGAUAGUAACGGCAUCGAUUCGAGCUGGAGCUCCUCGGGGGAGGGCAAAGACAGGAAGAAAAGACGAAGAACAUUAUACCAGUCAAAGAAUGCACCCAAGAAGAAAAAUCAGACGGUCAGCAACCUGCAGCAAGAGGUCAUAAGAUUGAUGCUAGAAGAAACCAAACCGAAACCCGCCUUCGCAAUGCCCGUGACCAAAAAGCGAAAACGCCCUCGUCUCAUCAGACGAAACACCAGCGACCGAUCCUUUUGCCCAUCGGACACUCCUAGUGACCAGUACAGCGAUAUAUGGUACAGCUCGGAGUACUCCUCUGAGUUGGAAGUCAAGAACAAGAAGAGAAAGAAGGGAACGAAUAAGAAGAAGGACCAGUGGAAUGUGAACCGAGUUGCCACAGGAUUGGGACUUGUGACUGGGAGGGUCCUGGACUUGGAUCGUGGGAGGCCAAUUGAAGCAAGCGAAGAGGAGACGAGAGAAAGUGUGAAACCAGAAAAGGACGAAUCAACAAACAGGAAAAAGAUGGAAAGAGGAAGAAAUGGGACCAUCGACGCCAUUGAUGGCACAUACGAGCCAUCUACGGACUCUCCAUCAUCCGACUCUGACUCUGAAGCUAUUCCAGACUUGGACCGCUCCGUCACCAGUAUGGAGAUUAGCAACUUGAACGAGAACAAAAAGCCCGAGCUGAUAUUCGAGCCGGAAAGAAAAGUUACUGUACCACACGUAAAUUCAGAAGGGGAAACACCGCAGAUCCACACCGGACACGAAACUCUUUCCAACGUCAGAACUGCUUUCUACCCCCUUUGUCAUAGUCGUUACACAUCUUGGCCGCCAGCCCGCGGAACAGUAUACUGCAAGCCUUGCUUCCGGGAGCAAGUGAUAGUUCGGGGCUUGCUGAUUCGGCGGGGGAUAAGCGAGACCUUGAGGUUGCUGAAAGUGUUGUUGGGUGGCGGGUCUGACUUCGGGAAUGAAUUGGAUGAAGCUCUUGAGGAGAUUCUGGAUGGUGUUGUUGUAACCGGGCAAACGAGUAUGACACGUGUAAAAGACCACGACCAAGGCCAGGAUGACGAAGACGAAAGAGAAGAAAGGGUUCAACGAGGACAAAACACUCGCACUAAGCCCAUGCCCUCCGCACAGUCAUCCCUUGCCGAACUGCCCGAAGAUGUCCGGACCCUCUUGGUGUUGAGGCGCCUUUCAGAUGUUGUCAACACUAGAAGCAUGCCAACCGUAUCCACAGCGCGCCCCUCCGGCCCUGAUGUUUCGCUUGAAACGCCCGCUUCUCUUCACGUCCCGUCUGACGCCAAUGCCGUCUCUCUGGACCAUUGCUACCAACAGCAAGACCCGACCGGUCCGAGCCGCUACUCGUCUCCGUUCGCUCCAUGUCCUCCAUUAACCCUGCGUGGCGGGACUCCCAACUGCGCCGCCAUCAGUACGGGCAUCAAUGCGUCUUACUUCUCCCUCAAACCGCCUUCAUCAAAAGCUAUUAUUUCCCUUCCGGGAGAAAACCCACUGGAUAACGCCAUGAACAUCCUACACGACGCCCUAGGCAUCUCUACCUGGCAAGCUCGUCGAUUAUGGGACCAGUAUGAAGGCUCGGGUAUAUGGGACCUAGCGCAGGUGGAUUUGCUUGUUGAAAAAUCCUAUGCGAAAUUCCUGAACGGGCACAAGGCCACGAAGGAGCUCCCAUGGGCCGAGGGAAAAGAAUCGAGUUUAGAGGGGGGAAUGGGGAAGGCUGAGAAUCUUCAGGCCGCUAUGCUGGGUUUGGAGGGUCUGGCUCGAUUGGAAGAGGAAAUCAUGACCGCCUUGGCAGAAAAGGGGGGCCGAGAAGAGGAGAAACAGGGUCGAACUCGACAGAGUGAUGGUGGUAGGAUUGGUAUUACAACAGGAGCGACACGCAGCAUCAUCGUUGGGGCUGUGACGGGGAGGAAGCAAUCUCAUGAUGAUGACUGCAGGUUGGAUUGGGGGCAUGCUCCAAAUCCAAACCAGAAAUGCAAACUGACCAAACCCAUCGAGUUGUUCAACCCCAAGAACCAGGAGGCACAGCCAGUUUCACCACAGCGACCAAGAGAGCAGCCGAAGGUGAUUCCUUGCCAUUCCUGCUCUAGAUCCAGCACUGUCAACCAUAACAGUGGUGCUACCGUAAGACGCAACGACUACACUGAGAUGGGCGGUAGACCAUGGGUAAGAGCACUGCAAUGGACUUUCGACAUCAACGAGUCAGAAGCGGCCAAGAUGACGCUCAACAGCUUGUUGGACUUAAUCAGCCGGAGUGGAAAAGCAGCCCAUGUGAAGAGCUCCGGGUGGGAGUUUGUGGUGUACCGCCCUGGCGACCUUGAUGACGCGGAGAUCCGGAUUGUUUUCCUGGAUGUUGAGCCUGGGCUGGAUCUUCACUUGUAG